AUGCGGCGGCUCGCUCAUGCGCUUACUGGGGACUACGGCUUCAUCGAGCUCGCUCCCAACCCCCCCGCUCACUCGAAAGAGUCGCUCACCCAUUGCGAGAUUCGGGUGAGGGGAAGUGUGCGCGGAGUUGUCGAGGCGCGGUCGAAGGACGUGCUGGACGCACUGGUCGAGGAGGUGAAGCGCCUGACCGAAGGAGGGAAGCGCGACAUCCUUCUCUCCGACCUCGAGGGAUCGAGCCAGGCUGGCGCUCAGAGCCUCUUGGGCAAUGUCCUGGAGUCGACCAGCAAGAUCCCCGGCAUAGCGACCAUCUUCUGGACCGACGGGACCUACCACGUCCCCGCCAUGCGCAUCACGCUCGACCAGCCGCCUCCCGUCGUCCCUCUUCCGUCCCUUUCCAGCCGGCUGUCUUCUCCUCAAACCGCCCCUCCUCCGCAAUCGCUCUCAAACCCCUACUUCCUCGUCAUCGGCGAGAAAACCCCUCUCGGCGUCAGCUACAAUCUGCCGCUCGACAACGCCUUGCCCCGCGCCUACGAAGUACCGUACUACACGCCCCGCGCCGAACCGUCCAACACCUCAUUCUUGUACAGUCUGCUAACCUCGACCGCUCACCCCGAGAACCUUUACCGAGACGCCGUCGCGCAUCUCGGGCAGAACUCGAAACUGCACGUCGUGCUAGGCGAACUGGGUCUCUCGCCCAUGAUGACGGGACCGCUUGCGAGUGCGGCAGGAAGUACACCUUCGUGGAAUGGUGGAGGUGCGGGAGCGACGGCUUUCGGAGGCUUUCCAGGUGCGGGCGGUUUCGGAGGAAGUCCUUCUGGGUCAGGCCCAAGCGGAACUGGCGACGGAGGCGGCGGAGGCUCCUUCCCGAGCGCCUCUCAGUCUUUCGGCGGUGGUCCAGGCGGGUAUACGGCUGCUCCUGGCAUCUAUCCGCAAGCUUCUAGCGCCGCUGUCGGCGGUAGCGACCAGUCAGUAUCGAUCCUCAGCCAAGGCUCGAACACUGGCGUGGUCGAGAAGACCUCGAAGAGCGCAGCCGCCCACAAGGACGCCUCGCGCUGGACGAAGGAUUACGUCCCUCUCCGCUUGGCGGAUAUCGCUGAGCUUGACGCCAUCCCGAUUGCUCGCUCGUACAACUCGGACAACGUUGAGCGUUUCGGCCUCCUUUACCGUCUGCGCCCGCGAGACGAGAACACGACGCCCCCGCUUUUACCUCCUCUCUCAACGACGCCUACUGCAAGCUCAUCCGAUACCAGUCGCACGUUGGCCACAGCAAACGCCUCCACCUCGCCUCGACUCCUCGUCUUUCGCGACGAACCUCUCGCAGGCGGCGGCACAUCGAGUGUGCACGAGCUCGAGCACGACCCCGACGUCCUCAUGAAGAUUUCAGUCGGCGCAGAGGAGGCCGAAGCGGUCGAGCACGAAGGCCGACUGUACCAGCGCUUUGGGACGCGUCUGCAAGGCGUCGUUCCCGACUUUCACGGCAUGUUCUCUGGACAGCCUCUCCUCACCGACUCGAUCGUUCUCCUGCUCUCUCGUUGCGGCGAGGCUAUGGGUGCCUGGGACAGCUUGACCGUUGAUCAGCGGUACGUCUCGACCCACUUCCUUUGCCAGGGAACAUCUCUACGAGUCCUUCCUCCGCCUCACGAGGUCGGCAUCAUGCACAACGACAUCAGCGCGAACAACAUCCUUGUUGACCGCGCGACGGGCGAGGUUCGCAUCGCCGACCUGUCGUCCGCCACUGAGCAUGUCUGCGCCGGUGCCAAGGCCUGCCCCGAGCUCAAGGAGCUCUCCUGGCUCGAUACUUCGAGCUCGAGCGCAACUGAGGACGUUCGCGAGAGCGCAUACGCUCUCGAUGGAGCCGAACAGUGGACGAAGAACUACACCCCUCUCCGCUUGCAGGACGUCCGCACGCUCGAUGUCGUGCCGGUGGCUCGCUCUUUCGUCAAGGAAGCUGUCCUCCUUUCCGGGUCAUUGUACCGAUUGCCGACGUCCGCCGAAGAGCCUACGCCCCCGCUCUCGCCAUCCACCUCGAUCACCCCUACAGCUAGCCCGUCAAGCACCGCUCGGACCGAUGCCUCGACUGAUACCUCUGUCACCGCACCUCGCCUCCUCGUUUUCCUCGCCGAGCCUUUCGCGUCCGGUACGAUGGCGAGCGUACACGAGCUGAAGCAUGACCCCGACGUUGUCCUCAAGAUCUCGAUUUGGAAGGACGACUUAACUGCGGCCGAACACGAGGGUCGCCUGUACGAGCGCUUCGGCGAACGGCUUCGAGGAGUACUUGUCGACUUCUUCGGCAUGUUCGUCGGCCGUCCUCUCCGUACCGACGCAAUCGUCCUCUUCCUCUCGCGGCAUGGCAAACCUCUCGAGGAUUGGAGCAGUUUGAGCAUUGCCCAGCGGAAGCAACUCUACAACCACUUCCGCCGGCUUCACGAAGUCGGGCUCAUCCACAACGACGUCUCGCCCAACAACAUCCUCGUCCACCCUGAGACUGGCGACUUGCGUCUCAUCGACCUGGCACAGGCUGUCGAGCAUACCUGCGGCGGACCGCAGACCUGCGCCGAGCUGAAGGAGCUCUCCUGGCUCGUCUACAACCUCUGA
Molecule: messenger RNA, 2595 nt
Organism: Rhodotorula toruloides NP11
Lineage: Eukaryota; Fungi; Basidiomycota; Microbotryomycetes; Sporidiobolales; Sporidiobolaceae
Product: protein tyrosine kinase
Exons: 9
Coding region: 1-2595 (864 amino acids)
Biological process (GO): protein autophosphorylation
Cellular component (GO): cytoplasm
Molecular function (GO): protein serine/threonine kinase activity
Source: RefSeq, a predicted model, not a curated record